Molecule: messenger RNA, 2367 nt
Organism: Podarcis muralis (Common wall lizard)
Lineage: Eukaryota; Metazoa; Chordata; Lepidosauria; Squamata; Lacertidae
Product: vomeronasal type-2 receptor 26-like
Biological process (GO): G protein-coupled receptor signaling pathway
Cellular component (GO): plasma membrane
Molecular function (GO): G protein-coupled receptor activity
Source: RefSeq, a predicted model, not a curated record
AUGAAUGAGAUCAACAAGAAUGCCCACCUCUUACCCAACACAACACUGUCUUCCAUCUUCGCUAACAAUGCUGACAAUGAAAUAGGAUCCUGUACUGGGACUAUGUACCUCCUUUUCAAAAGAUGGAGCAGCCCCCUUAACUACAUCUGUGUCAAGGCAUACAGGCUAAUGGCCAUCAUUGGUGGGCUUGCGUCUCUUAACUCCAAGGAAAUGCCCCACAUCUUAAAUAUCUACAAGAUGCCACAGCUCUCUUAUGGCUCCUUUGACCCUGCACUGAGCGAUAAAACACAGUUCCCUUCUGUCUAUCGAAUGAUGCCAAAUGAAAUUCCUCAGUAUGCUGGGAUUGUUCACUUGCUUCAGUAUUUUGGAUGGACCUGGAUUGGCCUUAUUGUUUCAGAUGAUGACAGUGGAGAAUCGCUGUUGAGGACUCUGACUCCUCAACUGCUGCUGAACAAUAUUUGUAUUGCUUAUAAGGAAAUUAUUUCAACACGGAAGAUGCUCUGGGGCGGAAGAAUGCAAAUGCUGGAAAUGGUGGAAAGAAUAGGCAAUAUUCUAGAAACAAUGGACGCCAAUGUGAUUGUUGUUCAUGGGGGUUCACGAUCUAUGGCGUUCUUACGAAUGACACUCUAUUCACAUGAAAAAGUUGAAAUGAAACCAAAAGAGAAGGUUUGGAUUAUAAUGGCACAGUGGGAUUUUGUAUCUGUGUAUCCCAGAGAGAUAUUCCCACUAAAAUCCUUCAAUGGCACCUUAUCCUUUUCACUCCAUGCUAAUGAUGUGCCAGAAUAUGAAGAUUUUGUUGAGACUUUAAAUCCUAAUGAAUCCACACUUUAUUACAUAUAUUGGUUCUGGGCCUAUGCAUUUCGGUGCUCCUUCCCCAUAUUUAAACUUUAUGCACACACUGCAAACUGUACAGGAAAGGAGAGGUUGAGGAGUCUCCCUGGAGCUGUGUUUGAAAUGGGGAUGUCUGGUCAGAGCUACAGUAUCUACAAUGCGGUUUAUGCUGUAGCACAUGCUCUCCAUGCCAUGUUUUCUUCAAGAGCUAAGAAGAAGGCAAAGGGAGUUGGUGCCACAUGGAACCUUUUGAAUAUUUAUCCAUGGCAGCUUCACUUCUUUCUAAAACACAUCCGUUUUAACAAUAAUGCUGGGGAAGAAAUAUUUUUUGAUGCAAAUGGAGAAUUGGCAACUGGAUAUGAUGUCAUUAACACCAUCACAUUCCCCAAUGAGUCCAUCCAUAAAGUCCGUGUGGGAAGGCUGAACCCACAGGCUACUGAAGGAAAACAAUUUACCAUCAAUGGAAGUGCUGUUGUGUGGCAUCACAAGUUUAAGCAGAUCCAACCCCAAUCCAGAUGUGUUGAAAGUUGCCGUCUUGGACACAGCAAGAUCGUGAGACAGGGAGAACAGAUUUGUUGUUAUGAUUGUGCUCAGUGCUCAGAAGGAAUGGUUUCAAACCUGGAGGAUGCAGACCACUGCAACAAGUGCCCUGAGGACCAGCAUCCAAACAAGAACCACGACCACUGCAUUCCUAAGCAUAUUGUCUAUUUGGCUUAUGGAGAAUCCUUGGGAAUAAUUCUGGCUUCAUUUGCUCUGUUCCUUUCUCUGAUCACACUAGUGGUGAUGUGGAUCUUCAUUCAAAACCAGGAGACUCCCAUCGUCAAGGCCAACAACUGGAACAUCACCUGCACCCUCCUCAUUUCCCUCUUGCUUUGCUUUCUCUGCUCCUUCCUAUUCAUUGGGCAGCCUGGGAAGGUGGCCUGCCUUCUCCGUCAAACAGUGUUUGGGAUUGUCUUCUCCCUGGCAGUUUCUUGUGUGCUGGCAAAAACCAUCACUGUGGUUCUGGCCUUCAUGGCCACCAAACCAGGAAACAGGAUGAGGAAAUGGGUGGGGAAGAGAAUGGCAGUGUCAGUCAUCAUCCUCUUUACUCUUAUUCAACUUGGCAUCUGUGCACUGUGGUUGGCUACCUCUCCUCCCUUCCCAGAGUUUGACAUGCAUUCACAGACUACCCAAAUCAUUGUGCAGUGCAAUGAAGGAUCAGCCACCAUGUUUUAUACUGUCCUGGGCUACAUGGGUCUUCUGGCCAUCAUCAGCUUCACUGUGGCUUACUUGGCCAGGAAGUUGCCUGAUACUUUCAAUGAAGCCAAGCUGAUUACCUUCAGCAUGCUGGUCUUCUGCAGUGUUUGGCUGUCCUUUGUCCCCACCUACUUGAGCACCAAAGGAAAAUAUAUGGUGGCUGUGGAGAUCUUCUCUAUCUUGACUUCUAGCUCUGGGUUGCUGGGUUGCAUCUUCUUCCCCAAAUUCUAUAUUAUUGUUCUGAGGCCUGAGCUGAACACCAGGGAUCAGCUUGUGAGGAAACAAUAUUAUGCUACCUGA